Messenger RNA from Aphanomyces astaci, 1029 nucleotides. RefSeq lists its product as hypothetical. NCBI's taxonomy places the organism in Eukaryota, Oomycota, Saprolegniomycetes, Saprolegniales, Verrucalvaceae. Gene Ontology annotation, biological process: protein deubiquitination; ubiquitin-dependent protein catabolic process. Gene Ontology annotation, molecular function: cysteine-type deubiquitinase activity. Gene Ontology annotation, cellular component: cytoplasm. Bases 10 to 975 code for a protein of 321 amino acids. The transcript is spliced from 3 exons. The record is from RefSeq and is a predicted model, not a curated record.
CGAAGAAGGAUGUCGUGGUGCACCAUUGAGUCGGAUCCAGGUGUGUUCACGUCGUUGAUCGAAGACAUCGGCGUCAAGGGGAUCCAAGUCGAGGAGCUGUACUCGUUAGACGACGCGUCGUUCCAGCACAUCUCCCCCGUGUUCGGCUUGAUCUUCCUGUUCAAGUGGACUCCAGGGCAUGCUCCCGCUCCCGCCACGGGGUCGGGAUUGCAUCACUUGGUAUCUCCCGAUCUGUUCUUUGCCAAGCAAGUGAUUAGCAAUGCAUGCGCGACGCAAGCGAUAUUAGCGAUCCUGCUCAACCUCGAGUCCCCGCAUGUUGUGCUGGGCGACACAUUGUCGGAAUUCAAAGCCUUCACGCGCGAAUUCCCGUCCGAUCUGAAAGGCCUGGCCAUUUCCAACAGCGACACCAUCCGCACCGUGCACAACUCGUUUGCGCGCGCCGAGCCGUUCGUCAUCGACGAGGACAAGCGACCGGCCAAAGACGACGACGAAGUGUACCAUUUCGUGGCGUAUGUGCCAUUCCAAGGCAAGGUGUACGAGCUCGACGGUCUGUCCGAGGGGCCAGUGUGCCUCGGCGACAUCGCCUCCCUGGACCCGACAGCGUGGUUGAAAGUAGCGACUCCUGUGAUCCAGCGCCGUAUUGAAAAGUACGCGUCAUCCGAAAUCCGUUUCAACUUGAUGGGACUGGUGCGCAACCGCGUGCAGUUGGCCCAAGACCACAUCGCGGCGCUGGCGGAGCAGGACCAGACGGCCGCGGUGGUCGGCCAGAUUCAGUCGUGGCAGCAGUGCAUCGCCACAGAAGCCCAGAAGCGCGCGAACUGGAAGAAGGAGAACGUCCGCCGCAAGCACAACUACAUUCCGUUUGUGAUCAAGUUGCUGCAGACGUUGGCCAAGAAAGGACAGCUGGACCCGCUCUUGCAAGCCCAACUGGACAAGGCCAUCGCCGCACAGCAAAACGACACAAACAAGGCGUAGAGUUAAAGAAGAAAUGGAGGAUCGAUUGAGAGGGUUAAGGAAUGUCGUCCAAUC